GCAUGCGAUGCGUGUCGGGCGCGCAAGGCGAAAUGCGACGAAGGAAGGCCCAGCUGCGGCUUCUGCAAGGAAUCACAAGUAGCUUGUGUCUAUCGCGAAGUUCCACCUCCAAAACAAGAUCGCACAUUACUGCAAAUACUCGAUCGUCUCGGACGCGUUGAAACGCUCUUGGAAACCAUCAAUACUCGCGGUGGUGACUCGCAGCCUCAGAGCGCAGCCACAUCGCCAAAGGGAUCUGCCUCGAAGCCGGCGUCUCCGCCGCAGACGCGGCCCUCCAUCGUCUCUCGUCCAUCCAUCACUCCGGGGGCUACCAUGCGGGAAAUCCCCAUGGAAGAGGACGAGCAGCUCACCAUACCGUAUCAGCACACCACCGCCGCACACAAGCUUCUCUGGUGGCCCAGCAUCCGGAAAAUAGUCGACGAUGAUUUCCUCAAGCAUGAUAGCUACGUGAUCGACGAGGAACAGAACCGGGGUACCCUACGGAUCUACGGGAGGGGGGAGGAGAGUAGCGGCGGGGACCCAACUUUCGAGGAGGAUACUGAAUAUGCGGGUCCGAGCACCGAAGGCUGGAGUGGCAUGUUCUACAACGGCGCCUGGGAAUCUGGCACCGAAGGAGGAAGGAAAACCAACGGGACCUCCACCGAGGAUGAUGACCACAACAUGAUGGACCCUCAAGGAAAUCUCAUGCCUCCUCGGAUGUCGGAACAGGGCAUCGGUGGAUUGGGGUCCGACGGAAAACUGCGCCUGGAUCGCCAGACGGUGCAGGAGCUGCUCAACAGCUACCUCAAAAACAUCCACAUCCUUCACCCCAUCCUCGACAAAGCCAGCAUCACGGACACUGUAUUCCGCUUUGCCGAUCUGUUCGGCUCUUCCUCACAGCAAGAGGUUGAUUCCAACCCGUCCGGCUUAGGGAUGGGUGGCGACACCAACGGCACGGAAUCAACGAUGCCUUCGCCACGGAGUCAUCGGAACAACUCCAUCUCGGGGAAGCGAAAGCGGAGCAUGUCGAUCCCACAGCAACAAGUUACAAGUCUAUCGCCUUCGCCGUCGAGAAGCAUACCACGUACGGUGCAUUCCGCCUUGGUUCUCCUCGUGAUGGCCUUGGGAUCGGUAUGCUCACACCGCCGACCCGUGCCGGGUCCCCUUCCGAAAGCCCAGUACCCUUCCGUCUUCAGUAGCACGGCAUCUCCUUUCGGAUCUUCUGCAACCCCACCGUUCUCGGCGGCAUCGCCACCGUACCAGCAGCAGCAACAACAACAGCAGCAACAGCAGCAACAGCAGCAACAGUUCUCGGCGGGAGGAAGUAGGGACAGGCCGGACUCGAAGAAUAUUGAUGUGAUCCCAGGGCUGGCUUAUUUCUCGCAAGCUAUGGAUAUCAUGGGCGCUCUGAUCGGAAGCAACGAGCUAGAGAAUGUUCAAGCAGGGCUACUGGCUGGACUAUAUUGGGGCCAAUUGGGUAGGGUCCUGGACAGCUGGAAGUGGAUAUCUUGGGCAUGCAUGGGAUGUCAAAUCCUUAUUCGGAUGGGGGGAAACAGGAAACUCAACUCGGAAAAAGAUGCCCUCCGCAAAGACCUUAUCCUCCGUGCCUUCUGGAGUUGCCUGCAGCUCGAGAGUGAUGUCCUGGCAGAGCUCGAUCUGCCUCCCAGUGGCAUUUCCAGGCUGGAAGACUCCAUGCUUCUUCCCAGUGGAAUAACCUCGCCGCCGUCUCCAUACACCGAAAUCGCGGCCGACGAUCCACUGAUCUGGAUGUACUACCUUGCGCAGAUCGCACUGCGCAAGCUGUUGAAUCGCGUCCACACCGCACUGUACAAGCAGGACAAGACCAACCUGGAUUCACCACGCUGCCUUGCCAUCGCCCGCGAGCUCGACUACCAGCUCGAAGCGUGGAGGUCACAUCUGCCCCCGCGCCUACGCUGGGAGACCAACGAUCCUCCGCCAUCCGAUAUCAAUGCUGCGCGUCUGCGUGCAAAAUACUUUGGCGCCAGAUACAUCAUUCAUCGACCGUUUGUGUACCACGCCCUGCACCACAAUGGCGGCAUCGGUAGCAGUGCUUCAGCACGCUACAGCCAUCCGGGCUCACCCUUGAUGGAUGACCAGAACAAUGGGGAGGAUAGGGAUAGAGGCGACAUCACGCCCAACGAACUGGAGAUGAACUGCCGCAAAUGCAUCGAAGCCGCUCUGUCGAGUACCACCGCCUUUCACGGAUUCAAUCCAGAUGUUAUGAGGCCGAUUAUCACCAACGUGUUCGGAACGGCUCAUGCACAAUUUGGAAACCUACUGGUACUCCAGGCGGCGUAUCAAUCUCCCAGUCUAAGGAAUAUGAUCUCGGCUCAUACGCUGAACGAUCUCCUCACCAAAACCACCCAUUGGCUGUACACUCUGGUCCCGAUCUCUCCAGCGCUGCACCGCGACGUUAUGAUACUGCAGAACGCCGCACAGAAGUUGGACUUCUCUUUCCAGCAGCCCAAUGCUGUACCACAACAGCAGCAGCAGCAGCAGUUUCACUGA
Molecule: messenger RNA, 2508 nt
Organism: Tricharina praecox
Lineage: Eukaryota; Fungi; Ascomycota; Pezizomycetes; Pezizales; Pyronemataceae
Exons: 4
Biological process (GO): regulation of DNA-templated transcription
Molecular function (GO): DNA-binding transcription factor activity, RNA polymerase II-specific; zinc ion binding
Source: RefSeq, a predicted model, not a curated record